AUGGCCACAGAGCCUAGCAGGCUGUUAGGCCGUCGGGUGGAUGCCAUGGACGCUGAAGGCAGCGACGUGGACGCCGAGCAUGAGGAGGAUGUCGACGUGAGGUUGCCGGUAUUAAGAAGUGGGCAAUAUGCGCAGAUAAUGGAGACAGCAAGUUCGGACGUAGAUGCUGAGGGGGAGGAAGUUGGCAACGAAGAAGACGAGAGCGAGCCCGUUGGCGCUGUCAAAGCGGCAGCAGUGGAUGCAGCGUCUGAUGAAGACGAGGAUAUUGCUGUCGAAUCGUCUGAUGCCAAGAGCAGCGGCAGCGAGGACAACAACAGUUCCAGCAGCUCAGAAUCGGAUGCCGAAAACGAGUGGGAAGGCGACAGCGAUACCGGAGGAGGAGCCGAAGUAGAAAUAGCUGACCCCAACCGGUGCAUCUUUUGUGGAGGAAAAGAAGAAGACGACCCAAGCGAAGAGUUUGAAGAAUACCUUGCAUGUGCUGUAUGCGGAGAUAACGCACAUCGGCAAUGCGCCCGCAACGCUAGUUCUUUGGGAGCAAGUGACGAUGCCGAACGGUGGCGCUGCACUAAUUGUGUAGAAAACGGCCUUGAAGCAGAUGUUCAAAAUGCACCGGAUUCAGCUUCACGCCGCAGAUCUUCUGCUCCUAAAAUUGCCAGAGAUCUCCUCCCAUCACAUCGUGGCGGCAUCAAGUCCGAUUCGCACUCCGUCUUUAACAAGCUCAUCCUCGACGACGAUCCAAUGGACGGGUCGCGUUCACUUCGAAAGCGGAAGAUCUCACCGGACGAAGACGGACCGCCCGUGCGGUCAAGCAGGAAACGACGGCGGCCUUCCGAUGCUCCAACAGCCCCAACCGUUGACUUCGAAGCUUCCUCGCCCGCAUCUAGAAGAGCUGACAGGUCGGACAAGAUAGACGUCGAUGGCGCCAACGAUUCUGCAUCUGACAUGGAAGGGUCGCAACGGACUCGUCCAUCACGAACAAGGCGAUUGAAGAAAGCCGACCAACCUCUCGCUAGAAUCGUGCAAUCCGAAGGUAUCAGUCUCAUACUUGCAUUCCGCCUUGACCCCACUCGAGUGUCCCAGAUACUCUCUCGAAGGCCGAAGGGCUCUAGCCGGAGAGCACGUGACCGAUCACGAAGGGUAGUCCCACCCACACCUGAGCCAGAGCUGGAGCACUAUCCCGCAAUAUCAACGACGGCGAACUAUGCACCAUUCUACCUCGACAACGAGAAGGAUGAAACUAAGAACAAGCCUUAUGGCGGGAUCCUGUCUGAGGCAGAGGCCGAUACAUCAAAAACCUUUCCCGGAGAUGCAGACAGGAAACGAUUCGAGCUAGCACGGCAGAAGGCUGAGGAAGACUGGAGGAAGAAAACUGCUGCUGCGGCGACCGGGCAGGAGAGUGUUCGGCCAAGCAAAGUGUCAGGUCCGCCAAGCAAGAUCAAGUGCAUUAACUUCGGCGGCUGGGAGAUUGACACUUGGCACGCGGCGCCAUAUCCAGAGGAGUACAGCAGGAACAGGGUGCUCUACAUUUGCGAGUUUUGUCUGAAGUACAUGAACUCCGAUUACGUAGCGUGGAGGCACAAGCUCAAAUGCCCUGCAAGACAUCCGCCCGGCGACGAAAUCUAUCGCGAUGGAAAGUAUUCCUUCUUCGAGGUAGACGGCCGUAAGAAUCCCGUCUACUGUCAGAAUCUCUGUCUUCUCGCCAAACUCUUCCUCGGCUCCAAAACCCUCUACUACGACGUCGAGCCUUUUCUCUUCUACGUCAUGACCGAGUACGACGAAUUCGGUUUCCACUUUGUUGGCUACUUUUCGAAGGAGAAGCGGCCGAGCAGUCUUAACAACGUCUCCUGCAUCCUCGUCCUCCCCAUCCACCAACGCAAAGGCUUCGGCCACAUGCUCAUCGAUUUUUCUUACCUCCUCACCCGCGUUGAGCAGAAGACCGGCUCACCGGAAAAGCCGCUCUCCGAUAUGGGCCUAGUAUCCUACCGUGGCUACUGGCGCCUAAUCCUCUGCUACCAACUCAUCAAUCGGAAAAACCCCCUCAGCAUCUCACAAAUCUCCGAAAACACGGGCAUGACAGCCGACGACAUCAUCUCCGCACUCGAAGGUUUGCGCGCGCUUGUCAAAGAUCCUGUUACCAAGACGUACGCGCUACGCCUGGACCACGACUUCUUCCGCGAAUACAUCGAUAAGCACGAGCGGAAACCCUGGCCGAAGAUCAAUCCAGACUCUCUAGUCUGGACGCCCUAUGUCAUCGGUCGGAACAGCUCGAGCAGCUACGAAGAAGGUCCACAUUUGCAGACCAUGGCACCCCGCGAUGGCGAUCUGGAUGAUGAACAAGUCGCGCCAGAGGAAGGCAUCCAAGUCCAGCUCGCACAGGAAGCCCACGAACAGAAACAGUCCGAACCUCCAGGCACCACAUCCAGCACAGCCGAGACCCCCGCCCAAGACAUCCCCACCCCCGCCGACGAAUCCGAAAAACCACCACCAGCCACCCCCGCGCCGCCACCACCCAUGCCCUCCAUCCCCUCCUUUACCCACAUCAUCUACGACGCUCCCGACUCCGAUCCCGAUGCCACCCCCCGCCCGCCCAACACGCGCGCCUCCGCAACCCCGACCCCUGCGCACCAACGCCUACAUCCCGCAUCCACAAUCCCGCCAACCCGAUUCGAGAUCUUCCCACCUCUUCCCGGCGCCGCGAACCGCCGGCGCUCAAACCGGCCCUUCGGUUCGCGACGACGAAAUGGCACACAGACGCCUGGCACCGCGCGGCGAAGCACGCCUGCGUCGCGUAGGACGCCGGUCGCGAGGGGUGGGAAACAGCUUGGGGAGCCUGGCGAGAGGAGUACGGUGAGGAGGGGACGGAGUCGGUUGGGGGAGGUGGCGAGUGUUGUGGGGGAUGGGGAGGGUGAGGGUGAGGAUGAGGAAGAGGGGGAGAUGGGAGAGGAGGUGGUUGUGGGUGAGAGUCCGAUGAAGGGGAGGGGGAAGGGUGCGAAUGUGAGGGAGGGUGUUGGGAAGUUGGUUGGGGUGGUGAUAAGAGGGAGCGGGGGCGUUGAGAGGCGUGGCGACGCUGAAGCUGAAGCUGAAGCUGAUGGGGAUUCUGAUCCUGCUAAUGCGGAGGCCGAGGGGGCUGAGGAGGAUGCGGAGGGCGAGGGUGUCGAUAUGGCGGAUGCGUGA
Coniosporium apollinis CBS 100218 is the source of this 3174-nucleotide messenger RNA. RefSeq lists its product as uncharacterized. The transcript is spliced from 5 exons. The record is from RefSeq and is a predicted model, not a curated record. Gene Ontology annotation, molecular function: histone acetyltransferase activity. The coding region runs from base 1 to 3174 and encodes 1057 amino acids. Gene Ontology annotation, biological process: regulation of DNA-templated transcription. NCBI's taxonomy places the organism in Eukaryota, Fungi, Ascomycota, Dothideomycetes.